Molecule: messenger RNA, 1844 nt
Organism: Mytilus trossulus (common blue mussel)
Lineage: Eukaryota; Metazoa; Mollusca; Bivalvia; Mytilida; Mytilidae
Exons: 9
Coding region: 74-1516 (480 amino acids)
Source: RefSeq, a predicted model, not a curated record
UAGAACAUGGUUAUUGUAGGGACAAAAUGUGCUACUUUUAUUAUUUGGAUAUGUAUGAAUAUGCGAUGCUGCGAUGAAGAUCAACCAGUAUUGGAUAAUAAUAUUGAAAUUAAUUUUGAUUGAUAUUGGUAGAGACAUUUUCUGCUGUACAUUUCCUGUAACGUGGGACGGAACUUGGUAUGAUAGUACGGAAGGCACACUUACGGUAUCCAAGGCAACAUUGCAGGUGACUUCCGGUUGGGUUGUUACACUUGGCGCAUCCUCAGUCACAACUUGGACAUGCGUAGCUGAAGAUACUUCUAAUAAUUACUUUGUGUUCCGUGGAGAUUCGUCUUUGAACUUUUUUUCGUCCAACAUUAUACCGUAUUUGUGUAUUCACUGGACAAAUGUGACGGAUAAUUCGUUCUACUACUACAUUUUAGCAGAUUAUCAGUCAAAUGGUGUGAAUGAGCGCGCUUACCUUGAAACAUUCAGUUCAGCAAUUACAUCUUGGUCGGCCUCAACGUACUGUUCGCCUUCAAGUCCACCAGGAGACGAGGAAUUCCAUAUGGCUGUCAGACAAGGGUAUGCAUCUUCAGUUUAUAUAGAUUUCCCUCCUAUAUUACAAGGGACACACACAUAUACGUACACACAUGUAGGAUCUGUGUUUUGUAGUGCUGCCUCAGAUGUAGAUAUUUGUGCUGAUGCAACUACAGCAAAAUUUAAUUACACACUAUGCAGCACAGUUCAGCUGUUUUCAAGUGAAGGAGUGUUGGGUUGUGUCGCCUCUAUACCCAGUGGAAGUACAUCGUAUAUAAGUGUAUACAAUCCAGGAACAGUAGACAACGUUAACUAUUUUCGAUUUUCAUGUUUGGCAGUGACUUAUUCUGGAACUACUGUACUCAGCAGUGUUAGUGCUGGAAGCUGCGAACAAUCACAGUCACCAGCGGUUGCAACAUCCACUGGUGGCGUACUAUCGCUAUCGACGAUAGUCAAUUGUACAUCAGACACAUCUACUACAAGUAGUGCUUCGACCGAAAAUGAGAUAACAACAGGAAGUGGUGUUACAACAGAAAGUAGCGUUACAACAGGAAGUAGUGUUACAACAGAAAAUAGUGUUACAACAGGAAGGGGUGUUACAACAGAAAGUAGCGUCACAACAGGAAGUGGUAUUACAACAGAAAACAGUGGUACAACUGAUAGUAGUUUUACAACAGAAAACAGUAUAUUGAUCAGCAGUAACAAUAGUUAUUCCGCGAAUGAAACAUCUUUAUACCAAAACUGGUUUUGUUCAACAUUGGAGAUGCAGAAGUGUUAUGGAAUUUUAACAGCUGUAUGUGUAGCUGGAACAUUCAUAUUUUUCACUGUGUUGCUCAUAUUUUGUGUAUAUAAACCCAAAAACAAGAAAAAUGUGCAGAAGAUUGAUAAACUUCCUACGCAAUUAACUUUACAAGAUAUGACUGAACCAACGUCACUUCCUGUUUCUCCACGCAUGUGUUUCUUAUUACCAAAAUCUGAGUUUUCAAAUGCACGAUAAACAACAUAAGUAAUUGAAAAUUUAUUUCAUAUUUUAGUAUCCUAAAUACUCUUUACUUGAUCAUGUAACUAAAAUUAAGCUAAACAUCAAACAAUUGAUGUGAUCCAAACCACAGAAGGGAGAACACAAAGAAGAAGAAGACAUAUAAAAAAGAAGAUGUGGUAUGAUUGCCAAUGAGACAACUAUCCACAAAAGACCAAAAUGACGCAAACAUAAACAAUUAUAGGUCACCGUACAUACGGCCUUCAACAAUUAGCAAAGCCCAUACCGCAUAUAGUCAGCUAUAAAAGGCCCCGAUAAGACAAUGUAAAACAAUUCAAGCGAGAAA